CCACACACAGCCUGAUCAUUGCUGCCAAAUUUGUUUAUCAACAUCGCUACGCGGUGAAUACCUGCCCUUUUCCUAUUCAUCAUCACACCUUAGCCAAAACAUAUACACACACAAACACAUAACAGCGCAGCCCUUAACACUAGCUCACGCACCCUCCGCUCUGUCCCUUCUCCCCCACCUCUGACAUCUCUCACAGACCCGACACAAAGAGCCUCACUGUCAGGCACUUGUGGCCAGUGGUACCUGGCCGUAAAAGUCAAAAAGUCUCCUUAGCCUUGACCUGGAAUGACGGCGUCGGUGGGUUCUACCUUAUGCCCCAUGCUAUGAUGCUCCAUGUCCAUUCCCUGCCCAGAUCCACCCACUUUCACUCUCCUCUCGGCCAAAUUCACUGCUAACUGCCUGCAUCCACUCUUAGCCCAUUAAUCAACACUGCAUUGUUAAUUGACAGCAUUCUCCAUUCUACGCACUACACGACACGAGACCACCAACAACAAGAAUCCGCAGACCCAACACUAAAAGUCGCCAUGGAGAGCCUCCAGCUGGCGCAGAUGCUUGCCGACCUGAGCAGCCUCAACGCAGCCGUUUGUUUCCCUCGUUCCCUACUCUCUACUAUUGUCGAUUCUCGUCCCGGUCGCAUUCUCUGACUCGCCCAUGUAACUCCCUCUGCGAUGCGAUGCGCUGGGCGCUUCGGCGGCUGCAGGGGCUCAUGGGAAGGAAGCAGAUCCGCAAUAAACUUUUCCUCAACUCGCCCAUUUGUCCUGCCUACAGAAGUGCUGAUGACCUCAUUCCGACACAGGAACCCAACGCGGCAGCCGCUCUCGUCACCGCAAACAAGGCCAUCCAGACGGUUGAGAAGACCAGCGCCAACCCCGCCGCCCCCGGACUGCCCAGGCGGCCCACCGAUGAACUCCGCCGCGUUCACACGCACAGUUCCCAGACCUCGCGGACAGGUACAGGCACCGCUUCGCCCGCCCGCGUCGACAAGUUCGGCCGUCGCAUCAUGAUGAGCCCGCCCGCCUUGUCGCGCUCCAACUCGGCCCAGGGCUCCAUCCCAGGCACGCCCAAGAGGGACUCAGAUGUACGAAGCACUACCACCACCACCUUGCAGCAGCACCAACAACAACCACUACUUGGAACGGGACAGAGAGCUUACAUGACGGGUGAUGAACAGGCCGAAGAUGAUAUGGACCGCGCAUCGACCCUGAUGGCACUAUACGAGAUCCGCGCGAAGCUCAAGCAGCAGGACAACAGCAGCCUCAUGAAGGCCCGAGAGAAGAUUGCCGACCUCGCGGCGCGGCAGCAGCAGACGACAGCGACGUCUGGCAAGAAGGAGCCCGAGAAGAUUACCUCCCGGUUCACGUUCCCCAAAUAAGCGAGGGUUUUCUUUUCAAGUACACGCAUACCUUUUUCAACAUAAGCGGCGGUACGGCGUUUGGGGAGUGUGGACUCGGUUUGGUUUCAUUUUCGACAAAGUCCGGCAUGAGGGAUACUAAAAGUCACGACGAAUCGGUGUUUACGGGUCACGAGCGGCUCUCAGUUGGACGCUGAGCAUGUCCAUUUUUGCGAUUUUUGUUUUGAGACCUGCAGCGGUCACUUGGGAUUUUGCCAUCAGGCCACGACGCAUGUUUGUUCCUCAUCCUUCAUCUGGCUAUUGAAGGACUGGGGUAAAGGUCAGGGAUCACAUGGGGAAAAUGUGAGGGCCAGGGCCGAGUCCGGAGGCAAAUCCGGGGUUCCGUUUAUUCGUCAACCGGUUGUGUUUCACAGCGCCUGCUGGAAUCAUGCCCUCACUCGGUGAACAGCGCUUGGGGUCCGUAUGUCCGUAGAGAGACUACACUUUUUUGAUGUCAAGAGCGUACCUCGAAUCCCAACAAAUCUUUCCUGAAGUUUUGAGAGUGAAGAUAUCUAAAGACAUAUGCCAUUUGACAAGACUCACUCUCGAGAUUAGGUGAAAGAAACAGGCAGUUGAUCGCCAAGGCCGGGUUUGUGUUGCCGGAGUGUCGCGGAAACUUUCAGGUGACGGAGCGGAGGAAGGGUUUGAGACCGUCCCAAGUGCGCGGCAACCUGGCCGACAUACCGAGAAAGAGUUGUGCCUAGAAGUUUUGGAAACAGUCUUGGCGAUGAGUAGCGGGUUGCAGUUGAUCGAGCCCGAGUCGAGUUGCUGUGCUAGAAAUUGGGACCACGGGCAUUCUGUAUUGAGCUGUUGGUCCGCGGGAUGGACCCUUGGUUCUUUGCAGGCUGGUCUGUCUUUUUUGGAGAGAUUACAGUGUAUUUGUUGCCUUAUUCCAAGGGAAAGUUUCAAGAGAAGGGAAGCUGCUCAUCAUCUGGGACAAGUAUACGAGGAUUUGUCGAAGAAGCUGGAGAGAAG
Molecule: messenger RNA, 2365 nt
Organism: Colletotrichum scovillei
Lineage: Eukaryota; Fungi; Ascomycota; Sordariomycetes; Glomerellales; Glomerellaceae
Exons: 1
Coding region: 674-1372 (232 amino acids)
Source: RefSeq, a predicted model, not a curated record